Rhineura floridana is the source of this 2803-nucleotide messenger RNA. RefSeq names its product dynein axonemal assembly factor 1 (gene DNAAF1). The transcript has 15 exons. Gene Ontology annotation, cellular component: axoneme. Gene Ontology annotation, molecular function: dynein complex binding; protein binding. Gene Ontology annotation, biological process: cilium assembly. Lineage: Eukaryota; Metazoa; Chordata; Lepidosauria; Squamata; Rhineuridae. The record is from RefSeq and is a predicted model, not a curated record. The coding region runs from base 186 to 2213 and encodes 675 amino acids.
UAGUACAGUACAGUGUCUCGCGCUUCUUUUUCUUUGCCAAUUACUCCAAUCUCCAGAAAGGACAAUUCUAAGAGCAGGCAGAAGCUCGGCCAACACAAUUGCUAUGGAAGGCGGGACUGAUGGGCUUGUCCCAGACGCCCUUCCUCGGCGCAUGCGCAGAGCCGUGAUUUGGCCAGGCCGUCGCUAUGAAACACUUCAAUAUGCAUCCACAUACUGAAGAACCUGGGUCAGGAGAAGCUGUUGCAGAGGAAGGGAAUGAUCAAGAGAUGAAAGACUGUAGACAGGCAGACACCUUCUCCAACAAUGAGGACAGCUUACCAAAAACAGAACUACAACCUCAGCUGCCAGAAGGAGAACAGGGAAUGGAAAAGGGCAUUAACCAUGAGCAACUAAAUUUGGGAAUUACUGAGAACGACUAUAGUAGUGGAGAACCAGCACUACAAAAGAGAAACAGCUCUGUGACUGACAUAAAUCAACAGAAUGAGCAGAAUAGAAAUGAUGAUCAAAAGCCAGUGACUGACUCAUCCUGUAGACAAUCGGAAUUAAAACACGGUGGUUUGAGAAUGACCAAAAAGCUACUGAGGGACCUCUGCAAACAGCAUAAGUUAUAUACGACCCCAUACUUGAAUGACACCCUCUAUCUCCAUUACAAAGGAUUUGAUCGUCUCGAGAACCUGGAAGAAUAUACAGGAUUGAAAUGCCUAUGGCUGGAAUGCAAUGGCUUGACUAAGAUUGAGAACCUGAACGCACAGACAGACUUGCGUUGCCUUUAUCUGCAGCUCAAUUUGAUUAAUAAAAUUGAGAAUCUUGAACCAUUGCAGAAGCUGGACUCUCUUAACCUCAGCAACAAUUAUGUCAAGACAAUUGAAAACCUCUCUUGUUUGAAAGUUCUGCACACUCUGCAGAUUGCUCACAAUAUGUUACGAACGGUGGAAGACAUACAGCAUUUGCAGGAAUGCCCAAGUAUCAGUGUUCUUGACCUCUCUCACAAUAAGCUAGAUGAUCCAAACAUUUUAGAUGUCCUGGAGACCAUGCCUGAUUUGCGUGUAUUGAACUUAAUGGGAAAUGAAGUAAUAAAGAAAAUUGCUUAUUAUAGAAGAACGUUGACCAUCCGAUUGAAACAUCUGACGUAUUUGGAUGACAGGCCAGUGUUUCCAAAGGACAGAGCCUGUGCAGAAGCCUGGGCUAUGGGUGGCCGUGAAGCUGAAAAAAUGGAAAGGGAAACGUGGGACUCCAAAGAAAGGAGGAAGAUCCAAGAAAGUAUUGAUGCUCUUGCUACACUCCGGCAAAAAGUGAAAGAAAAGAAAAGGCAACGAGAAAUGGAAGGAAAAGACAGAACAUCAGCUGGCAGUCAAGAAGGGGAAAUCCCAUCUUCAAGCAACAACAUUGUGACAAGCGAUACAGUAAAAGCUUCAAGUACUCUGGAAGAAUUGGAAACAAAGCAGAAGAUUGAGAAAUUUGUGAAGGAAAGCAUGGAUGCACAUGAGGAAGUUCUGGUUGCAAAAGCAAGCUCAGGAGAUCAACCAGAGAGACCAGAGAGUGGUCAUAUGGGUUACCAUGAACAGAGAACACAAGAAUCAAGAUUUGACAUGUGCUCAGCCUUUAGACACAUUGCAGAAGAGAUGCCGGGAGAUAAGAUGGCUACACCAGGACCUUUGCUUACUGAACUCACUGAUCCAGCAGAAAUUGAACAAAUUAAGUUGGAUGUUCCGGAGAAACUUUUCCUUUAUGAACUACCUGACUUGGAAGAUGUAGAUAUCAGUGACGCCUCAUUAGAGGAGGAGAUGUUCACUAGAAAGCAAAUCUCUCUAAAGAUUGAAGUGAUUUCUGAAGUAAGUGAUGACAGAGACUGCUCCACUGAAGGAAACACAGCUACUUCUGGGAAUAUAGGGACAGAAGAGAUUCCAAUCUCUAUUUUUUCAAACACAUGUAAGAUACCCGAAGUCUGUACAAAGGAAGCCAUAAAGCCCAUUGUAACAGACCUUGUAGUGCAACAAGAGGAAGUCUUGGAAACCAAAGUACAACCAGCAAAACCCUUGAUUGAAGAGAUUAUUCCAGGACCUUUGGAUUCAUCACUGAAGCUAUUAGCACAUGACGAAACAGAUGAAUUAAUUCCAAAUGUUGUGGAAAAUGGAGACAGCCACAAUGUAAUUUCUUGCCUAGGGAAUAUCUCCAAGGCAGAUAAAGAGCAACAUGUUCCUGAAAAUAAAUGAAGACCUGGUGCAUAAAUUAGAUGGAGAAAUGAAUAAAGCAGAGACCAAGAUAUUUGCUACUGUUUGUUAGCAUUACAAUGUCACAGUUGGUGCUGUGCCCCUGGCAUCAUCAGUCACAAAUGCUCUCUGCAACAAGAUUCACCUGUCAACAAGUCCUGGCUACCAACAAGUCCAGUCUCAAGUACCUGUUCUUCACUUUUACCACACUGCUGUGACCAGUGGCAAAGCAGGCAGUGCCAUGGUGCACACAGGGGCCUUAGGCUUUCAUUUUUCCAGCUGCUCAGCAUCCAGAGCUCCCCCAUGAUAUGCAGCUCUGAAGGUUCAAUGCCACCAAGUCAGAUAACCAACACUGAAAGCGUAAAUUCAGUUCUCAAUCUGUUACUUUCCUGCAUCUGUAGGAAACAGGUUGUUUAAUCAGCAGCAUUCAGCCAAAAUGAAACAUUUAAGUCUUAUUUUGGUGAGAGAAGUGAGCACAUGCUUAACUUUCUCCCACUGAAAUAAAACGUACUUCAUUUUUACUGGAUUCUGCUCUAAGUUUGUAGCAAGUCAUUGCAUUCAUUUUACUUAGCUCAGCUUCAUAUUUGCUUUUA